Brugia pahangi is the source of this 1695-nucleotide messenger RNA. NCBI's taxonomy places the organism in Eukaryota, Metazoa, Nematoda, Chromadorea, Rhabditida, Onchocercidae. The record is from the annotation of a GenBank genome assembly.
AUGGCUGUGAGCGGUUUUGCUUCCUCCAUAUUGAAUAAAAUUCAUGAAAUUGUUAGCGGUGGCGCAGUUUCUAUUUUGCACAGUUACAAUGGACGAGCUGAUACGAUGGCUGGACCUUCCAACAUGAUGCAAAUUCAGGAUCGUCGGCUGGUUGAAAAAACGUUUAAAUUGAUGGAUACUGUUGUCAAGCACUGUCAACAGCCGCGUCUAAAUCUUAAAAAUUCACCACCUUUUAUACUUGAUAUACUCCCCGACACUUAUCAUCAGUUAUCUACCAUCAUAUCCAAGAACCCAAAUGUGCUGAAAGACAAUACAUAUUUAGUAUUAUUCCUGGAGAACGUGCAGUCAAAAUGCAAGCAGACGAUGAAAUUAUUCAAAGAAGAUCGUGAAAGGAUUUACGAUGAAAGAUCAGCAGCACGACGUAAUCUUACCAAACUUUCACUGAUCUUUUCGCACAUGCUAGCAGAGCUUAAAGCUGAAUUUCCGGAUGGACAUUUUAUUGGUGAAAACUUUCGUAUCACCAAAAAAGAAGCGGAUGCAUUUUGGAAGGAAUCAUUUGGCAUCAAGACUACCGUACCAUGGUUCGAAUUUCGAAUUGCAUUAAGCAAAGUUCAUAGACUUAAUACCGGUUUAGAAACUCUUGCUUUGAAGACUACCAUUGACCUUACCGUUAAUGAGCAUAUUUCGAAUUUUGAAUUCGACGUAUUUACAAGACUUUUCCAACCGUGGAAUACACUGUUGCACAAUUGGCAGCUACUUGCAGUAACUCAUCCCGGAUAUGUUGCCUUUCUGACAUAUGAUGAAGUGAAACAAAAGCUUCAGAAAUAUAGUAACAAGCCUGGAAGCUAUGUGUUCCGCCUGAGCUGUACACGUCUUGGACAGUGGGCUGUUGGUUAUGUUGCUCCUGAUGGUAAAAUUUACCAAACAAUACCACAAAAUAAGUCACUCAUACAAGCUUUGGUUGAUGGAAGUCGAGAAGGAUUUUAUCGUUUUCCGGAUGGAAGACCAACCAACCCAGACUUAAGUCAUGCCUUGCAGCCAAGUCCGGAAGGUCGUGUUAAGGUGACUCCAGAGCAAUAUCAAAUUUAUUGUGAGAUGGGUACCACAUUUGAGAUGUGCAAAAUUUGUGCAGAAAAUAAUAAAAAUGUCAAGUUGGAACCAUGUGGCCACUUGCUUUGUACACCUUGUUUGCAGAGCUGGCAGGAAUCAGAUGGUGGUGGUACAUGUCCGUUCUGUCGCUGUGAGAUUAAAGGUACGGAGAGAAUCAUUAUCGAUUCAUUUGAUCCGAUAGGAGCUAAUAAAAAACUUGGUUAUGAAACGAUUAUUGAGAAAAGCACUGUUAAGAAUGUACGGCAGUCAUGGCCACCGAGGAAUGAAGCUGUGCCACCUCGACGAGCACCUCCAUUACCUCCUCGUUAUGAUUCAUCUUCAGCUGGCAAUAGUCCAUCUGUAACACACAAGCAGUUGAUCUUCGAUGUUCCUAUAGCAAGCAACAAUAACAUGUCAACACAUAAUGCGGGAAAACUUGAUCAAACUAGAAAUGAUGCUAUACCGAAUAGCAUUUCACAGUUGAAAGUGUUAGCACCAACAACGACAGAGGGGUCAUCAUAUGUGAAUGUGGUAACUUCCGGCGGGAAGUCGAACUAUGAGGGACUACAAUAUGUGAACACUGCUGUGAUUAAUGGUCAAACAUAG